This is a messenger RNA of Carcharodon carcharias (great white shark), 7568 nucleotides long. It is a transcript of the gene cc2d2a, whose product is annotated as coiled-coil and C2 domain containing 2A. The record is from RefSeq and is a predicted model, not a curated record. Bases 289 to 5250 code for a protein of 1653 amino acids. The transcript has 40 exons. Gene Ontology annotation, biological process: protein localization to ciliary transition zone; non-motile cilium assembly. Gene Ontology annotation, cellular component: ciliary transition zone. Lineage: Eukaryota; Metazoa; Chordata; Chondrichthyes; Lamniformes; Lamnidae.
CGAGGCUCCAGCUCCGCCUAGGCGCCUGAGUUCGGUUGAUAAAUGGUUACUAAGUGAGUGGUUUCCUGGACGCAGCCGGCGUCACUGGAGAUUCAGGGUCAGAUUAUUGGAUUGGAAACUAAAUCAGAAAUAUAUACAAUACAUUAGAAGCUGCAUAAUGGGAUACAUCACAUUCACUGAAGUAUGCGUGUAUAACACUGGAGAUGGCUUAAAAUCACACAGUUUAUGUGGCCCUAUGUGAAGACUGAGAAAAUCAAAGCCACUUGAUCACUGGAUUAGUUGAAAAAAAUGGCUUCCAUGGAUCAUCUUCGUGAGAAGAUUAAAAGUAAGCGCAAGGCACUGCAAGCGUCUCUAGCUGUAAGCAGCGAAGUCACCGAUACUCGGGCUUUGGUUGAGGAAGAAAUCGAAAAUGGUACCAUGAUUGAAACUGCUACGAUUGUGGAGGAAAUUCAGAAUGAGGAUGAACAGGUUGAGAACCUGAAACGGGCCAUGAAAGCCCAAAGACAAAGAAGGAAAAAAAUGCUUAUUGAUGACAUUGUUGAUUUACAUGCUGAAGAGUCCAUACAAGAAAUGAAUGUAAUUGCUCAUCGACAAAGAACUCUUCCACCUCUUCCCGUGUCCUCCCCAAGAACAAGCUUUGCUGAAUACUCCAUGCGAGAGAAAAUGAGGGAGAAACUGAAAGCGGCCAGGUCUAAAGCACAGAGUGCCAUCCAUCAGGAGGAAUCAAGUGCACCGUCUCGACGUCUAACACAUUUCAAAAACCAAGAGUCAGUUAUUCAAUUUGACACUGAGGUAGAUGAAGAGGACAUGAAGAGACCAAGAGGUGAUGAAUUGCCCUUUCCUCCUUCAAGAGUGAGGUUUCGUGAAAUAGCAAAUAAAGUAAAGCAGAAAGCACAGGAGCUUCCUUCUGCUGAAGAUGCAUAUAACUUCUUCACCUUCAAUUUUGACCCUGAACCUGAGGAGACAGAAGAAGAGUCAAAAAAGGAGAAACAACCUGAAACAUUUCAAAAGAUUGACCAGGAAGAAGAGGAGGCGGAGGAUGACAGGGACGGAGAAGAAUCUGCUGUCAUCAAACAAGUGGAAGAAGAGGAAGAGGAAGAGGAUCGACCGCUUGUAAAAGAUAAUGAGGAUGAUGAGGAUAACUAUCUCUUCAUAAUUGAUCAGACAGCUCGUGAUUUUCUUGUAGUAAAGGCUCCCGAUUAUGAAAGUUACCAUAGUCAACGACAGAAAGAUAAAAAAUUCCUUUUUACCCCCAGCAUUCUGACAGUGUCCACAUCGGAGAAGGUUCCUGAAAACAUGCAGCCGCGGUUUCUCGAAGAUGAAGGCAUUUAUGUUGGAGAAAGACCAAAAGUUUCCCAAUCUAACCAGAACAUCCUGGAGAAUCGUCUGCUUAAAAAUGAAGAGGGCAAAAAAUGGUUUGGAAGUGAUGGCAGAAUAAUAGCCUUAGCUGACCCUAUUAAAAGGACCCAAACCAGACCACCUGUGUUCUCACUCCAUGAAAAAGUGGAUCCUGCACUCGAAACUCUGUAUAAAAAGGCUGAGAAGUACGAUAAUCGAUACAUUGCUAGUUCAUCAGAACUACAGGGACAUUUUCAACUGGACAUUGAUGUUGCUGGCAUAGUGUUCACACACCACCCCAUGUUUAGUCGUGAGCAUGUGUUGGCAACCAAAUUGGCCCAGCUGUAUGACCAGUAUCUAUUUCGAAAACAGAAAAAUCUUGCCAGCCUUUACUCUGACAAGUUGUGUGCUCUAAGGAAUGCAGUGAAGAACAUUAUUGAUGAUCAUAAUGUGACAAGUUCAGUGGCACAGCGAAGACUUAUGGAAUAUAAAUCUGAGAUCAGAAUUACCCGAAGAAUGUGUCACAUGGAACAGGAGAAAGAUUGGAACCUGCUGAAGAGCCUUGUCAAAGUAUGGAAAGACAUCAAGUCGCUUAGAGAGUUCCAGAAAUUUACCAACACACCAAUAAAACUGCAUCUUAGACGGCAAGAGAUUAACUGGAAAGCUGAUCAAAUAAGUUAUGAAUGUGAAAUCCAAACUGAGGUAACGGAACUUUUGGAAGACUGUCAAGAAGAAUAUGAGAAUAAAAUGGAAGAAUAUAAAAUGAAAUAUGAAGAAUGGAAAGCCUGGAAAAAGGCAAAAAAAGCAAAGAAGAAAAAGAGGAGAAGUGCUGAUGAGCAGCAGGCUGAUGAUAUAGAGGAGAGUUCAAUGUUUGAAGAAUUUCCAAAGCCUGAUCCUCCAGAGCAAGUGGACGUUUUGCUUAUAGAGCAGCAAGUCCGAGCAACAGCAGCCAGAAUUCGUCGUAAACCAGGAGAACCUGUCCUGACCCCUGAACUUAGUAUGACAGCCACAGUAACACCCACCAGCCAAUGUCCAAGAGGAGAACAGCUGCGAAGACAAGAUGUUCAGAGAUGCACAAUAUAUACCAAAAUUAUUUUUAACAACAAAGAGGUCUCCAGAACCAGCAGCCGAACAUUGACUGCCGACUUCAGGAUCCAUUUUGGGCAAAUCUUCAAUGUGCAAAUAAUCAACUGGCCAGAAAGUAUAAAGAUUCAGAUAUGUGAAACCGUGGGAAUUAGCACCACAAAGAUAGAAGUCUUUGUUCCCAUCCCAGAAACCAGCAUCCUCACAGGGAGUGCCCCAAUUGAUGAAAUAGAAUUUAGUAGCGAUCAGCGUGUAAUGUUUGACCAUGAGGGCGUUGGAAGUGGUGUGCCGUUUUCUUUUGAAGCUGAUGGAAGUAAUCAGUUGACCUUGUUGACCUCCGGCAAGUUAGCUUGUAAUGUCUCCUGGGCUGUCAGAGAGGACGGUGUGCCAUUGGUACCUCCAAUGUUUCAGCAAAACAUUGGGAUUCAAAGCACCUUAAAACACAUGGAUGCCAUAUCAUCUAUUGGAGCAUCUGGAUUAACAGAUAUGAAGAAACUGGCUAAGUGGGUAGCAGAGUCCAGGCUUGAUCCAAAUGACCCCAGCAACGCAACUCUGAUGCAAUUAAUAAUGAGUACGACAGGUGCUGAGGCUCAGGACAACGAUUUCUUCAGGCUUGAGCAGCUGCAAGAAGAAUUUAACUUUGUUUCAGAAGAAGAUUUUAAUAAGUCCAAGAGAUUCCGAUUUCUGCAACUCCGAAAUGAAGAGGUGGCAGAGUUCCAUAAUUAUAAACAAGUACCGAUUCUGGAUCGUGAGAUUUCUGAGAAGAUUUUCCAGGAAUAUGAGAAGAAACAUCGUGAAAAAGAUGUGGUUGAUAUGACAAGUCACCUCGAUCCCCACAGAGCACUGCUAGCUAAGUUCCUGCAGAAGGUUCGAGAUUCUGUAGUAAGUAGGUUCCUGCUGGCAAAGCAUCAUCACGUCUUGUCAGAUGUGGUCGUUGAGGAAGCGGUCCCCAGCAUAAGUAUGUUAGGCAUCAGCCUGUUCAAACUGGCUGAACCCAGGAGACCACUUAGACCACGAAGAAAAGAAAGGAAAAAAGUUACUGCCCAGAACCUUUCUGAUGGAGACAUUAACCUUUUGGUCAACAUUAUCCGAGCCUAUGAUAUACCUAUACGUAAAUCCAUAGGAAGCAAACUGCCGCUAACUUCCAGAUCAGCUAGAUCUAUUAAUGAAACAUUCUCAAGCUCACAGAUACCUCAGAGUCCCACACAAAGCCACGAGUGGUGUACUAACCAGACCUUGGUGCGUCCUUUUGUGGAGGUUUCAUUCCAGCGUACAAUCCGUCAAACUACUACUGCAGAAGGUCCAAACCCUAACUGGAAUGAGGAACUGGAGCUUCCAUUCAGAGCACCCAAUGGCAAUUACAGCACAGCGAGCCUUCAGUCUGUUACAGAUGAGGUGUUCAUCAAUGUCUUCGAUGAAGUUGUUUAUGAUGUUCUACAGGAUGAUAGAGAAAGAGGAAGUGGUGUACAUACUCGUAUCGAGCGACAUUGGCUGGGAGCUGUACAGAUCCCAUUUUCUACCAUCUACUCCCAGUCCAGGAUUGAUGGUACCUUCAGGAUUAAUACACCCCCAGUCCUUCUGGGAUACAGCAAAGAGCGCAAUCUAUCCAGUGAAAGGGGAUGGGAGGCAGUUCGAAGCCUAAGUGAAGGCUCUUAUUUGUCCCUCUUUAUUACUGUUGAACCUCAUCUGGUACCUGGAGAAUCUGUACAUGAAAAGACGAUUGAGAUGCUGAAAAAGUUUGAGACUCAGGAGGAUGAGAAACUGCUUCAAAGAGCAGAAAAGUUCCAGAAGGAAGUAAAGCAGAAGUUCCCAAAUCGUCGAUGUGUUACUUUGGUCACAGAUCUCACUGGCAAGCUGGUUUUCGUUACAAGGUUCAUUAAACCACUUUUUCCACCUCAGGAACUGUUUGAUGCCUUUCCUAAUGACCCUGAGGCCACAACAGAGCUGGUGGCCCGCUAUGUUUCUCUGAUGCCCUUCCUUCCAGACAGUGUUUCUUUUGCUGGAAUCUGUGACUUAUGGUGCACUUCAGAUCAAUUCCUGAACUUGCUAGCAGGGGAUGAAGAGGAACAUGCAGUUCUGCUCUGUAACUAUUUCCUAGCAAUGGGGAAGAAAGCUUGGCUAGUAAUAGGAACUGCCAUUCCUGAGGGUCCAACGGCAUACGUGCUGACCUAUGAACAGAACCAGUAUGUGAUCUGGAACUCCACCACUGGACAGUGCUAUGGGCAGUUUGAUGCAUUCUGUCCACUGCAGUGUGUCAGCUGCUUGGUUAGUGCUGACAAUGUCUGGUUCAACAUGCAGAAAUAUGAUACUGUUAUGCGCCUACAUUUUGACACCAGCAAAUCCAACUUCUGGAAGCCAUUUUUUUCACGAAGCUUUCCUUUUCCUGGUUUGUCAAGUGUUCAGCCAGAAGAGCUGGUUUAUCACCGUACUGACAAGGCUGCUGCAGUAGAACUUCAGGACAAGAUUGAAAAGAUCUUGAAAGAGAAGAUUAUGGAAUGGAGACCCAGACAUCCAACUCGCUGGAACAGAUACUGUACCUCUACUCUUCGCCAAUUCCUGCCUAAACUGGAGUUCAGCCAGGGGGGAGAGGUUGGGAUUGACCAUUGUGCAGAACUGCAGAGUCUGCUUGGAGAUUACAGGAUUUCUGGAUUUCCUAUUAACUUAUCUUUCUCUGAAUUGAGGCCCAUUGUUGAAGCUGUACAUAGCACUGGUGUCCAUAACACAGUGAUUCCUCACGUAGAGUUUGCUUUGGCUGUGUAUGUCCACCAAUAUCCCAACAACGUGUUAUCUGUUUGGAUUUAUGUGGCAUCCUUGGUUCGUAACAGAUAGCAAAAGCAAAGAGUUGUGAUCCUCAACAUUUUUGAUUUCAGCAGAAAGUUGUUUAUGUGAUCUUGUGCAUUUGAGUGGUUGUAUUUGCUUUCAACCUAAAGCAGAUUAAAUCUAAUGUCACGUGGAAAAUAAUUUAAUACUACCUGUGUUUUCAGAUUUUUAAAAAUUUUAUUUUAAAAGACAUUCUAUACCUUCAUCUUUUAAAUACACAUUUCUUGCCCCUCCAUGCGCAAUUUUUUUUUAAAAAUGGUAUUUAUUAACUGGGGAAUUAUUCCUUCCAAUGCCAUAAUUCCUUUCUCCCAGUCUCAAAUCUCAGUGAAUCUGUCACAUGUGACUGUUGAAGAUAUGUUGUUUGCAGUCACAUGGACCUGACAAGUUACAUAUGACAGACAUGGCAGUAUAUAAUUGACAUCAGUACUCCACUGCCCAGUAAACUGUAAUUUUCAACUUGUUUGGAGCUCGUUGCUGCAGCUCUGUUGAAAGCCAAAUUCCUGGUAAAGCACUGUCAGCGAUUCAGUUUGCAAUUCAGUUUCUUUCACUUUAUAGUUUUAUAAGACAGGCUAUUUUUACAAUCACAGUUAAAAUUGCGACCCUAAUGCUCAAAACUGGCACUUUUGUUCUAUCUUUCCUUUCUCCAUUUUAAAAUGCUUAAACCUCAAACUUUGUAUUACUUUAAUCACUAUUUCCUGAUUUCUCUCAUUUUUCUAGUCUUAUAGUGAUGUCCUGCACUGGAGACCCUUCAUCCUACUUCCUCAAUUAAAAAUAUGAUUUUUAUUUUUAUUCCUAUCUGACAAAACAGAUCGCUCAUAAAUAGCAAAGAUCUAUAAAUGUUCUAAAGCCAAAACAAAAAUGGAAAAUUUUGGAAACUGCUGACUGACCUGUAUGUUUCUAGUGCUUGUUGGUUCUAAAAUUGAUCUUCUAAGUUACUGACCAAAGCACAGGCCUGGAGUUUCCAGUAGGAGUACAUUCAGUGAUAUCUGAUAGACUGCGCCCUUGCCAAGACGGAGUUACACCUUGAAUGCCACUCAUGCUCAUUAGUGUAAGCCUAAGCAUAAAAUUUCCCAUGAAUCAGGACAUUCAGACAGUGUUGCCAAUCAAUUGGAACUUGAUCUAUCGGGCCUCAAGAUGACUGAAUUAAAACUAAUUUUAACUGAAAAUUUAUUCAAGCAAUUGCUGCAGCUGAAGGAACAUGCUCUUCAGUGGUUUCAGUUGACUGCUGCUGACAAGUUUUCCGUAUCAAGGGCAGAUCAAUUGACUGAAUUUGAACUCAUUUAAACUGGAUUGAAAGUAAUUGCAACUUUAUGCGAAUGAGACCUGAGUGAGGCUUAAGUUGUUUGCUGGUCCUUGCAGCUACAGGUCAUUAAUGAUAGACUAGUGUCAUCACCCCUAAACAGGCACAAUUGACAGAGUCGCCAUUCCAUUCUGGGAGAACGGUCAGUUUUGCAGUUUUGUGGGUGGGGUGAUUUGGAUGGAUGGACUUUUGAACCAGGGUAAAAGAUUGUGGAAACUCAUUUAUACUUAAAAUUCCAUGAUGUUUUGUGUUAUUUCAUUCCAUCCAGAUUCUGGUAUUAUCUGGGUGGAAAUCAUGUGGAAACUCCAAGCGCACUGUUUAAAUGGUUUAUCACAGUAAAUACUGUUUUAAUGUACAUGGCAGUUUUUUAAGGUUUGACGUUUCACUCAAGAACAAUAAUUGUAAAAUGAUUCUAGUUGUAUGUUGAAUAUUACAGAAAUGACUUUGUACAUGUGAGAUUACAUUUUUAAAAGCAUACAAUUGUAUCAAUACAUUUGAUGUUCAAAUAACUUGCACUAUAAGAAUGAUGGAACUGAUUGCAAUCCAUUCUUCCUAGGAUCAACUGAAUGACAUACAGAACUCAACUGUUUCCUAGAGGAAAUUAAUUUAAUGAUGUGAAUUUUGAGUAUUUAUAUACAUUGAAUUACAACAACAAUUUAUAUGGCACCUUUAACAAAGUGAAACAUCACAAGGCACUGAGAUAGAAAUUACCCCUCAGAAACAGCCCAUGUUUAUCCUCUAUAUGAACGGUGCUCGUAAUACCAUGUGCCUACUCUGUUUCCAUUUCUUUUUUAUUCUCUUCCCUUCGACCAAAUAUCUAUCAAGUUCUUAAAUAUUGAGAUUGUCUCUGCUUCCCUCAUUAACUCUGGUAGUGCAUUCCACAGCCUCAUAACUUUGCCCUAGGUUGGCAGGCGGGCAGCCAAAAUGGGGCUGCCGCCAUUUUGAGUGGCCAGGCCAAUUAAGGCCCACCCAGUGGCCUGCCUGAUGGGAAGCACUAUGUGCUUCCUGUGCGGGGGUGGAGGGAUUC